Saccharomyces kudriavzevii IFO 1802 is the source of this 1689-nucleotide messenger RNA. It is a transcript of the gene HNM1, whose product is annotated as Hnm1p. Gene Ontology annotation, molecular function: transmembrane transporter activity. The record is from RefSeq and is a predicted model, not a curated record. Gene Ontology annotation, cellular component: membrane. Bases 1 to 1689 code for a protein of 562 amino acids. NCBI's taxonomy places the organism in Eukaryota, Fungi, Ascomycota, Saccharomycetes, Saccharomycetales, Saccharomycetaceae. The transcript has a single exon. Gene Ontology annotation, biological process: transmembrane transport; amino acid transport.
AUGAGUAUCCUUAAUGAUAACCCUUCCGGUGACUACAUGGAGCCGGAACAGUCUUCAAACACUCAUAUACAUAAAAGAGAUGUAAGAGUCGAGGAGGAGAUCAAGCCAUCAGAUGACAUGGAUGGAAAGGGAGUUGUGGCUGCAGAUGGUGAAGUACAUCUGAGAAAGUCAUUUUCGUUGUGGUCGAUCCUUGGUGUCGGGUUUGGUUUGACGAAUUCCUGGUUUGGUAUUUCUACCUCUAUGGUCGCGGGUAUAUCAUCUGGUGGGCCCAUGAUGAUUAUUUACGGUAUAAUUAUUGUUGCAUUAAUUUCCAUUUGUAUUGGUACUUCGUUGGGUGAGCUAUCGUCCGCGUACCCCCAUGCCGGUGGCCAAUUUUGGUGGUCAUUAAAGCUAGCCCCUCCUAAAUACAAAAGAUUUGCCGCGUAUAUGUGUGGUUCUUUUGCAUUUGCAGGGUCUGUGUUCACAAGUGCAUCCACUACGUUGUCUGUCGCUACUGAAGUUGUGGGUAUGUAUGCAUUGAUGCAUCCUGAAUUUACUCCAAAAAGAUGGCACAUCUUUGUCUGUUUUGAAUUGUUGCAUUUGUUUUUGAUGCUUUUCAAUUGUUAUGGUAAAUCUUUACCAAUCAUUUCAUCUUCAUCGCUGUACAUAUCACUCUUCUCCUUUUUCACAAUCACAAUCACGGUUUUGGCAUGCUCUCAUGGCAAAUUCAACGAUGCGAAGUUUGUUUUUGCUACAUUUUAUAAUGAAACUGGUUGGAAGAAUGGUGGUAUCGCGUUUAUUGUCGGUUUGAUUAACCCAGCUUGGUCAUUCUCGUGUCUUGAUUGUGCAACCCAUAUGGCGUUUGAAGUUGAAAAACCAGAAAGAGUUAUUCCCAUUGCUAUCAUGGGCACAGUCGCCAUCGGUUUCGUUACUUCCUUUUGUUAUGUUAUUGCUAUGUUCUUCUCUAUCAAGGAUCUGAGCGCUGUCUUGUCGUCCACGACAGGUGCGCCAAUCUUGGACAUUUACAACCAAGCCUUGGGUAAUAAAUCAGGUGCGAUCUUUCUUGGUUGCUUGAUUUUGCUAACUUCCUUUGGGUGUGUCAUUGCUUGCCACACUUGGCAGGCAAGAUUGUGUUGGUCUUUUGCUAGGGAUAACGGUUUGCCAUUAUCCCGUUAUUGGGCGCAAGUCAAUCCUCACAUUGGGGUUCCUUUGAAUGCUCACCUAAUGUCAUGUGCUUGGAUAUCGUUAAUUGGCCUACUUUACUUGGCUUCCAGUACAGCUUUCCAGUCCUUAAUUACCGGUUGUAUCGCAUUUUUAUUGUUGUCCUACAUUAUUCCCGUUGUCUGCUUGCUUGCUAAAAAACGUGACAUAGCACAUGGACCAUUCUGGCUCGGCAAAUUCGGUUUCUUUUCAAACAUUGUUCUUUUGGGUUGGACUAUCUUCUCUGUAGUAUUCUUUUCCUUCCCACCGGUGUUACCCGUAACAAAAGAUAACAUGAACUAUGUUUGUGUGGUUAUUGUCGGUUAUACUGCAUAUUCGCUUCUUUACUGGCAUUUUAAGGGCAAGAAGGAAUUCCACGCCGUGGAAGAGUCUGAGGAUGAGCAGGCUGAUUUUGCCAAUAAUUUUGAAAAUGAAGAUAGUCAAGAGUUUUCUCUUGUAGCCUCUGACGUUGAAGUAGAAAAUGAACACGUCCCAUGGGAGGAAAAGUAA